AUGGCUAAUCCAGUAGACGCACAGGAGGACAUUGCCGUCAUCGGGCUGGGCCUGAAGUUUCCUGGUGAUGCCAGCACUCCAGAAGCCUUCUACGACCUGCUCCUGGAGGGACGGUCAGCUCUCCAGGAGACCCCACAAAACCGGUACAACAUCGAUGCAUUCUAUCAUCCUGACCAUGAGAGAUUUGGGGCUGUCAACGUCAGGCAUGCUCACUAUUUGAAAGAAGACAUUGCGGCCUUCGACGCUCCUUUCUUCUCCAUCACACCCAAUGAGGCUGUCUUCUUGGACCCACAACAGCGUGGUCUCCUCGAAACUGUCUACCAUGCACUCGAGAAUGCGGGUAUUCCCAUGUCAGCCGCAGUCGGAUCCAAUACUUCAGUGCAUAUGGGAUGCUUCACCAACGACUACAGCACGGUCUUGACGCGAGACCCCGAUGCAGACCUGACUUAUUCUGCAACGGGUGUCAGCGCUUGUCUGUUGUCGAACCGCAUGAGCUGGUUCUACGAUUUCAAAGGCCCCAGUCUGACACUCGACACGGCAUGCUCGAGCAGCCUCAACGCCGUGCAUCUUGGGAGCGCCAGUCUGAGGUCCGGUGAGGUUAAUAUGGCCGUUGUUGGUGGAUGCAACCUGUUCUACAACCCGGACACAACCCUUCCCCUGUCCAACCUCGGCUUCCUAUCACCAGACGGGAAAUGCCACUCCUUCGACUCACGCGCCAACGGCUACUCCCGCGGCGAAGGCUUCGGAGUCGUCAUCCUAAAGCGCGUCUCAGACGCGAUCCGCGACGGCGACACCAUCCGCGCAGUGAUCCGCGGCUCCUCGUCCAACCAGGACGGCAAGUCACCCGGCAUCACACAGCCCACGCGUGCCGGGCAGGAAGACCUCAUCCGCACUGCGUACCGGCGCGCAGGCCUCUCGCUCGACCAGACGCGCUUCUUUGAGGCCCAUGGCACGGGCACGCCGAUCGGAGACCCGAUUGAGGCGGGCGCGAUCGGGGAUGUGUUCGCGCCCCAUCGCUCGGCGGAUGACCCCAUGUACGUUGGUGCCCUGAAGAGUAACGUUGGUCAUCUGGAGGGCGCUGCGGGCGUGGCUGGUUUGAUCAAAGCCAUCCAUGUCGUUGAGAGUGGUGUGAUCCCUCCCAACCUGCACUUCGAGGAGAUAAAUCCCAAGGUGCUGGCAGGGCCGUGGAAACUCAAAUUCCCGCUGCAGCCAACGGCCUGGCCUGUUUCAGGACUGAGGCGCGCGAGUGUCAACUCCUUUGGUUUUGGAGGCAGUAAUGCACAUGUCAUCCUGGACGAUGCAUACCAUUAUCUCGCUGAACGCGGGCUGGUGGCAGUUCACAGAACCAUCAUUGGACCCAAGUCUACGUUGCCGAUUAUCAAUGGUAACAGCAUCACAAACGGCAACGGGCAUGCCAAUGGUAAUGGCCACCAUCUGAAUGGAAAUGGACAACACCACGGCAAUGGACACCUCAACGGAAACGGGCACCUGAAUGGCAAUGGCCACCUGAACGGUGAUGCAUCCACAAAGCCCAAGCAGCGUAUCUUCCCCCUCUCGGCGUACGAUCAAGCGGGUGUCGAGCGUUUGUCAAGGUCUCUUUCCGAAUAUCUUGAUCGUCAGAUCCCUAAGAUCAAAGAAGAGGAGAAAUACCUCACAGAUCUGAGCCACACGCUUGCUUCCAAGCGCACAAACUUUCCCUGGCGCACAACUGUGAAGGCCGAGAGCCUUGAGCAGCUUAAGCAAGUCCUCUCAACCGCGCCCGCUGCUGUGCGCAUUGGCACUGACAACGGCCGUCUUGCGCUGGUUUUCACUGGUCAGGGAGCCCAGUGGGCGGGAAUGGGCCGCGAGCUCAUCGCUGGCUAUCCUGUCUUCUCGAAGAGUCUGGAGGAUGCAGAUGCCUACCUCCAAAGCCUGGGAAGCUCUUGGUCGGUGUUUGAUAUCCUGCAGGAUGCCAAGCUCAUCAGCAAGGCCGAGUACAGCCAACCUAUUUGUACCGUGCUGCAAGUGGCUUUGAUUGCUUUGCUUCGCAGCUGGUCUGUCCAGCCAGGCGCUGUCGUUGGGCACUCAUCUGGCGAGAUGGCUGCCGCACAUGCUGCAGGCGCCUUGUCUCGCGAGGAUGCAUGGAGAAUCGCGUACUAUCGCGGUCUUCUCACUCCCAAACUCGCGUCUGCUACUGCCGGUGACGAUGCCGACAUGGGCAUGGUCUCGGUCGCUCUUGACGCCGAGACCGCUCUUGAGCACAUUCGUGCAGUGGAUGGCGACAGCGGCAAUCUGGUCAUUGCUUGCUUCAACAGCCCCAAGAAUGUGACCGUCAGCGGGAGCAGUUCGAGCAUCGCGGCUUUGCAGGCAAGGCUGGGUGACUCCGUCUUCAACCGCAAGCUGCGCGUGGAAAAUGCGUAUCACUCCAAGUUCAUGCAGCCUAUAGCAGAAGAGUACAGGCAACUGAUUGGAGAAAUCGAGAAACACCCUGCCCAAGCCUUGUACGGCGAACAUGGGCCUCCAUUGUUUUAUUCCAGUCUAACAGGUGAUCGCCUGCGAGUACAGGAGCUGCAAACAGCCGACUACUGGGUCGGUAACUUGGUCUCACCCGUCAGGUUCUCUGAAGCCGUAUCUAGCCUCCUGACAGAUCGCUCGGCUGCUUCUGCAAAGUCCAAUGUCCAGCUGAAUCUUGACCGUGUCACCGAGAUCAUUGAAGUCGGACCUCACUCAGCACUACAAGGGCCUCUACGCGAAAUCAUGGACAAGAUCCCCAGCUCCAAGGGAACGAAUUACAUCUCUUUGCUGCGAAGGAACACGGGGGCCGUUGAUACUGCACUGUUGACUGCCGCGUUUCUUUCCUCUCGUGGCCAAGCCAUUGACGUGGAUGCCGUCAAUCGCAACACCGAUGGCAGCCAAGUCCCGCCGCGGAUGCUUGUCGACCUUCCGCCAUAUCCGUUCAACCACACCAAAACAUACUGGAAAGAGUCGCGCCUUAGCAAGGGCUACCGUUUCCGCCAAGCACCACGUCAUGAGCUCCUCGGUGCCCCAGUGCCUGACUGGAACAAGAACAAUGCUAUCUGGCGCAACUAUAUCCGCUUGAAUGAGAACCCUUGGAUCAAAGACCACCGCAUCACAGGGAGUCUUCUGUACCCAGGUGCCGGCAUGCUCGUGAUGGCCAUCGAGGCGAUGCGGCAGCUCGCCAACCCGAAAAAGGUUCUCAGGGGAUUCCGUUUCAAGGAAGUAGUGUUCCAAGUUGCCCUGAGGAUACCAACCGGCACUGAUGGCAUUGAGACACACCUGCAUGUUCGCCCAUACUUUGACAGCACUUCCAGCACGUCGUCCAACUGGAGCGAGUUCCGGCUCUCGAGUAUCGAUGGCGAUGAGUGGCGUGACCACUGCCGGGGCCUGGUCCAAGCUGACUAUGAGGUGCCUCUAAACCCCAUCGACAAUGGGCUAGAGCAACGGCUGUUCCUCGAGACGACUGCGGAAGCAGUUGCUCAGGGCGAAAAGACCUGUCGCACACGUGUAGCGCCUAUUCAGCUGUACGAGCUGUUGCACACAGUCGGCUUCGACUUUGGCGAGACCUUCCAGACUCUCACGGAUGUUGGGUUGAAUGCGGAUGAGCGCAGUGCCAUCGCAACAGUCUCUGCCCCUGACAUCAGAAGCAAAAUGCCGCUCGGUUACGUCCAGCCGCACCUGAUCCACCCCACCACCUUAGACGGUGUUCUUCAGAGUGCUAUUGUGGCCUUGACGAAGGGUGGAAGAGACACGGCUGACGCCAUGGUGCCCACAUCCAUCAAAGAGCUCUGGAUAUCAGCUGAUGCUGAAGCGUCACACCAGCAACUCCGCGUCGUAGCCAACGCGAAGACACUCGGUCUGCGUCAAGCCACAGCAACUGCGACAGGAAUUGAUCCUGCCACGAACAAACCACUCAUUACCAUUGACGGAUUUGUGUCGACAGCCAUCUCUGGUGGCGACAAACAAAGCAGUUCAGAAGAUGCAGCCCAUCAUCACUUGUGCUUCAACACGGCCUGGAAGCCCGACAUUGACCUCCUGACCCAAGACGGCGCCGUCAGGCUCUUCGUUCCACCCGAGGAGCUGACGCAAUUCAAUCCCACCGAGGUCAUCGCCGACACAGAGCGGCUGUGUUACCUCUACUUGAAGCGGUACAUGAAGACCCACGACGAGAGUAAGAUCGACGCCAGCAAACCCUGGUAUCAGAUCUACCUCAACUGGAUGCGCCACCAGAUCGAAAACUUUGCUCAGGGGAAGCUGAUCCACGCUGUCACUGCCAACGAAAACUGGGACGAGCUGGCGGAAGAUGACGACUAUUUCUACGCGCUUGAGGCAAAGCUAGCCGACUCCACGCCCGAGGCCAUCAUGACCGUUGCAGUUGGUAAAGUACUUGCCGAGUGUCUGCACGGCAAAAUCGAUCCGCUGGAGGUUUUCUUCAAGGAUGCCCUCAUGGACAAGGUGUACUCGCAUGGCACGGGUGCCGAGCUUGGAUACUCAUAUGUCGUUACUUAUAUCGACCAUAUUGCUCACAAGAACUCCGACAUCACUAUCCUCGAGGUGGGUGCUGGAACAGGAGGUGCGACUGUGCCGAUGCUGGAAGCGUUGUGCAGGCAUGGCGAAGGUCAAGGUGCGCCACGGUUUGAGAGAUACGAUUUCACCGAUCUCUCGCCAGCGUUCUUUGAGAAGGCGGAGAAGAAGUUUGCGAGGACUGCCGAUAGAAUGAUAUUCAAGACGCUUAACAUUGAGAACGACCCCAUCGAGCAGGGUUUCAAAUCCGACACAUACGAUGUGAUCAUUGCGGCCAAUGUCAUCCACGCAACUACCAACAUCGAUCACACCCUGACAAACUGCUUCAAGAUGCUCAAGCCAGGUGGUAAGCUGAUCCUCAACGAGCUCACCAACCCUGAUGCCAUCCGCACGGGGUUCGGGUUUGGCCUACUCUAUGGCUGGUGGCUAUCCGAAGAGCCACAUCGCCAAUGGGGGCCUUUGAUGAGCGCGGCACAAUGGGACAUGCAUCUGAAACGCGUCGGGUUCAGUGGUGUAGACUUGGAGUUUACCGACUACGCUGGCAAAGCGGAUCAUCUGAACGGCGUACUGGUCGCCACGAAGCUGGACGACGAGGCCAGGAAUGCCUCAAAGGCGCUCCCAGAGACGCUGGUGGUUUACAAUGAGACCUCGCAACCCCAGAAAGAUGUCUUGUCCGAAAUCCUCAAGAAGACGCCUACCGCCCAGGGUCUUUCACUUGAGGAUCUCCCUCGCGCCGAGUUUGCCGACAAGCUUGUGAUCUUCCUCGCUGAACUAGAUAGCCCGCUGCUCGACCGCCUCGACGAAGCCACCUUCGAAGCCCUCCAGCGCAUGACGACAAGCCUGGACUCACUCUUGUGGGUGACCCAAGGCGGGGGCGCAUCACCAAGUAACCCGGACAGCGAGAUGGUCACCGGAUUCGCUCGGGUGAUCCGCCAGGAGAACCCAACAUUGAAGUUCAUCACACUCGCCAUCGAUGAAAUUGGGUCCGCGGAAGCUGCUGCUGCAACAACAAUCAACACGAUCGAUUCGGUGUUGGGGAAGAAGAUGAGGACUGGAAAGACCCCCGACAACAGCUUCUGGGAGAGCGAGGGUGUGAUGCACGUCCCGCGUCUGGUGGAGGCAAACGACAUGAACAAUGCCGUGGCGCGCAAGACAACCGAGCAGACUGCCCACCCCGGAAGAUUCGGCGACGAGAAAGCCCUGAAGCUUGUGGUUGGGUCCCCCGGCCUGUUGGACACGCUGCAGUUCAUCGACGACCCGAGGUACGACUCCCCCCUGCAAGACGGGGAGGUCGAGUUUAAGGUGGCCGCCGCGGGCCUCAACUUCCUCGACGUGAUGAUUGCCCUCGGCCAGGUCAUCGGCGAGAACCUGGGCUGCGAGGGAGCCGGUGUCGUGACCCGCGUAGGCCCCAACACGAGCCGGUUUGCAGUCGGCGACCGGGUUUGCGGUCUCGCGCCGGGCACGUUCAACACGUUCGCGCGCACGAAGCAGACCUCUCUCGCAAAGAUUCCCUCCAAUCUGUCAAUGUCCGGUGCCGCGGGCUUUACUGUCGUCUACGUCACGGCGUACGCAGCACUGGUCGAUAUCGCAAACAUCCAGCCGGGAGAGACAGUGCUUAUCCAUGCUGCAGCCGGCGGUGUGGGACAGGCCUGUAUCCAGCUCGCCAAGGUGCGCGGCGCCGAAGUCUUCGCGACUGUUGGGUCCGUCGAGAAGCGAGACCUGCUGAUGAACACCUACGGCGUACCCCAAGACCACAUCCUAUCGAGUCGUGAUCUCACCUUCGCCCAAGGAAUCAAGCGCCUUACCAAAGGCCGUGGUGUUGACGUCGCUGUGAACUCGCUUUCUGGUGAUGCCUUGCGUGCCACGUGGGAGUGCAUGGCGCCUUUUGGCCGGUUCGUCGAGGUCGGUAAGAUUGAUAUCUACAGUUCGGCGAGGCUGAACAUGGCCGUCUUCAAGAACAACGUCAGCUUUGAAUUUGUGGAUAUCAGUUUCAUUAAUGCGAAUGAUCCACCGCGGUUUGCGAACAUUAUUGAGAGUCUGAUGUCACUCGUUGAAGCUGGCAAGAUCGGGCCGCUGGAGCCGACGCAAGAGUUCACUUUUGGGAAGAUGCAGGAGAGCUUCAGGUAUAUGCAGAGUGGUGCACACUCGGGCAAGAUCGUCUUGGUGCCUGAAGAGGAUGAUGAAGUCCCCGUUGUCCCUAGCCAAAAGGAGUCCUAUGACUUCGAUCCUUCCGUUUCAUUCGUCAUCGCUGGAGGCUUGGGUGGCCUUGGUCGCAGCAUGGCGCGGUGGAUGGCCAAACGCGGCGCAAGGAAUCUGAUCUUACUCUCUCGCUCUGGAAAUACGAGCGAAACCUCACGAGAACUGGUAUCGGACCUUGAGUCCCAAGGCGUCAAAGUUGCAACACCAGCUUGCGACGUUUCAGACCUCUCUGCUCUCCAAGCCGCGCUGAACGAGUGCAACAUGCCACCCAUCAAGGGCUGCAUCCAAGGCUCAAUGGUACUCAAAGACAGCACAUUCGCCAACAUGACGCUCAUGGACUGGAACACCGCAAUCCGCCCCAAGGUAGCCGGCUCCUGGAACCUCCACCACGCCCUGCCCAAAGACCUCGACUUCUUCGUCCUGCUCAGCUCCAUCGCAACCAUAUGGGGCAACAGGGGACAGUCCAACUACUCAGCCGGCAACUCCUUCCAGGACGCCCUCGCCCGCCACCGCGUCCUCAACGGCCAAGCCGCCACCGUCCUAGACCUGGGCAUGAUCCUCAGCGUCGGCUACGUCGCCGAGAACGAGGCAGACCUCGUCACGCACCUGCGCAAGAUGGGCGCCGAGGGCAUGCGCGAGGAGGAGCUGCACGCCAUCCUCAACGAGCUGUGCGCCCCCUCGGGCGUGUCGCCACCGCCCUCCCUGCUCAAGAGCCAGAUCUCCCUGGGCCUGCAGCUCCCCGAGACCCGCGCCGUGGCCGGCGAGGAGUACUGCGACUGGAUGAGCGACCCGCUCGUGCGGCACCUGCACCAGAUCCGCACGCGGUCCGGGGCCGUCGAGACGGAGGCGCAGACGGCGAACUACGGCUUGCUGCUGGCGGCGGCGGAGAGCCCCGAGGCGGCGGCGGAGAUCGUGUAUGAUGGGUUGAAGAUCAAGCUUGUCAAGGCGCUGAAUAUCUCGGCCGAAGAGGUGGACCCGAACAAGCCCUUGCAUGGGAUGGGCGUCGAUUCGCUGGUGGCGGUUGAGCUGCGGACAUGGAUUUUGCGGCAGUUCAAUGCUGACGUGGCCGUGUUUGAUCUCAUGGAGGUUGCGAGUAUCAGAUUGUUGGCGGUGAUGAUCGUGACGAGGAGUGGAUUUGUGAACAAGGCCGACGUAAGUGAAGGGUAG
Molecule: messenger RNA, 7887 nt
Organism: Diaporthe citri
Lineage: Eukaryota; Fungi; Ascomycota; Sordariomycetes; Diaporthales; Diaporthaceae
Exons: 6
Coding region: 1-7887 (2628 amino acids)
Biological process (GO): secondary metabolite biosynthetic process; fatty acid biosynthetic process
Molecular function (GO): fatty acid synthase activity; 3-oxoacyl-[acyl-carrier-protein] synthase activity; phosphopantetheine binding
Source: RefSeq, a predicted model, not a curated record